This is a messenger RNA of Pocillopora damicornis (cauliflower coral), 5124 nucleotides long. Its product is annotated as synaptotagmin-6. The record is from RefSeq and is a predicted model, not a curated record. NCBI's taxonomy places the organism in Eukaryota, Metazoa, Cnidaria, Anthozoa, Scleractinia, Pocilloporidae. Gene Ontology annotation, biological process: synaptic vesicle endocytosis; calcium ion-regulated exocytosis of neurotransmitter. Gene Ontology annotation, cellular component: exocytic vesicle; plasma membrane. Gene Ontology annotation, molecular function: calcium-dependent phospholipid binding; SNARE binding; phosphatidylserine binding.
UUAGGGACUACAGACAAACCUAGAGAGUUAGAUUGUAGAGCCUGCUACUUUUCGUGCGCCUCACUCCCACAGUUCCGCGCGGCACGUUAGCAUCAACUUCGUUUUCAAUAAUUAUUGUUACUCGUGCGACGGCCUUCACUGAAAAGUAGGGACUGCUCGUCGUCUGUGCCUCUCGCCGCUGUAUUUUCAUCGUUGGCCCGAUUACAAUUUGUGUUUCAGUACUGCGAAUGAAAGAGGUUCCAUGCUACCCACCAAUCUCAGCGCGCCCUGUGCGAUACAUCGAGUUACCUUUUUGACAGAAAAUUCCUAAGAUUAGCUUUUAGUGAACGAAGGUGACCAUACCCUCAAAUGCCUAAUGAUAACAAUAUGAAGAGCAUUUAACUCAUUAAAGUGUAUUUAUUUCUUCGUCUAACCUUCGCCGUGAUGCUUUUUAUAACUCGCCACAUCUUUAAUUUAACCGUGAACUAAGUUGACUCAGUGGAGACUUCACCGAAGAACUGGUACCUGAAAAAUCCCGUAAACAUCUCGAAGAGUGGCGACCCGGACAGUGUGGCACCUUGAAGUAAGAGCAGGUUUAAUUGUUGUGUUUUUGCUACAUUCUUCCCACGCUUAGUACAAAAGAUUUUUCGAAAUAUCACUUCAGGCUCAGGAAAUAAGAAAACAGAGAUCAAUUCUCAACUGAACGUUUACGAUUAAAUUUGAGUCGCGGGUGAAUUUGUACACAGUCCGUUCAAUGUCCAAAUCGGUCUGUGGCGUUAUGGUUUACACACGUGAAAUGCAUAGAUUAUGAUCUAAAAUUAAUACGCUGAGCCGGCACUGAACUGAGCUCAGUAAGGUUUGGGAGUGGUUGUAUCAGCCACUUUUUUCGUUCUUAGGACAUGGUUGGGCGUUCUUCAUUAAGUGUGAGAGGUUUUACCAUGGCAAGUGAUGAAAGUUAAAGGUUUUGUCCUGAGGAGUUAAAAAAAGUGUUUCCUCAAGGAAGCAGCUGGUAAUGCUUUAUUUAACCGAAGAAGCUAAGCUUGGUAUAGUGAGCGGGGCAAUAGCGAUCCUUAUUCUUAUGGUCGUUUGCAUGGUCUGCAAGCUAAGUCGACUCCACAAACAGCCAGCUUACAAAGACUCGUCCUACCUCAAGACUACUGCUGACAAGAAUACUGCUGCAAAAGUAUCUGUCAUCCCAUUCCCAAGUUUUGCUGCUGAAUGCAGCGAGUGUGAACUGGAAAAAAGAAAUAAAAUGAACGGAGAGAUAGAGCUGCAAACUUCCCAAAGGCUCAGUCCGCCAAAAAAUAAAGGAAGAAUCAAAUUUUCUAUGGUUUAUCAAAAUGAAAUACAAACUCUUUUGUUGACUAUCAUCGAGGCAAGCCAGCUGGUCGGAAAAGACUUCUGGGAUAGUGUAGAUACCUACGUAAAAGUGAGGCUUCAACCAGAUGAAGAAGGAAUUUUGAAGGGACAGACGGACGUCUUCAGGAAAUCCACAAAUCCAAAAUUUGGAGAGAGUUAUGAGUUUAACAUGUCAUUACAAGAUAUGGAAAAUUCCAUUCUUCAUUUAUCUGUUUGGGAAAUUGACAAGUACUCCCGGCAUCACAUAAUCGGAGAGGUUCAAGUUGAACUUGGCCAUGUGCUCAAGGCAGAUGAGUCUGUUGCCUUUGAUAAGGAGCUGAGGUCAUUUCAAAAGACAAAAGCCAAUCUGGGGGAGAUUUUAUUCUCCCUCAGCUAUAUGCCAACUGCUGAGAGAAUGUCAAUAGUAUUAAUGAAGGCCAGAAACCUUAGUCCACCACUCAGCGACUGGAACACUGAGUCAAAACCAAUCAAUCCAUUCAUCAAAGUUGUUCUUUUAUUCGAUGGCAAAAAAGUGAAGAAAAAGAAAACGUCCACAAGGAAACAGGAGCCUAAUCCUGUUUAUAAUGAGUGUAUGAUGUUUGACGUCCCCCCAGACCUCCUCCACAGGGUUCUGUUUGUCAUAUCAGUAGCUGACGCUAAAUCAGACUCCACAAGAAGUGACGUAAUUGGUCGAGUGGUAAUAGGCUCAGCUACCACUGGAGAAUCCCUCAGGCACUGGCAUCAAAUGUUGAUAUCGCCGCGGAGGCCUGUCGCGGCCUGGCACCGACUCAAACUUGAUCAUAUGGGAAUUACAACACUUACCAACCGAACUGUGAAACACAACAAAAGUGACAAAGAAGACAACAAAGAGCCAAAGACAAGUUCAGCAGUAAAAGCAACCACUACAACUACUACUACCACCACCACCACCACAACAACUACUUUAGCCACUACAACACCUACAGUAAAGCCGCCAAAAAGAAUGACUCCAGUGCCUAAGGAAGCAUCUUUUGAAGGAAUACCAUGGUGGGCAGUAUUUGCAGCUGUUGGGUUAGCACUCCUUAUAGCUGGCAUUUGCUGUUAUUGUGUCUGCUACCGUCAAUGUUGCAAAAGGAAAAAGAAGGAUGAGAAAAAAGCCAUAAAGGAAAAAGUUGACCUUAAAGCCGUACAAAUGUUGGCAGCCAGCUACCAAGAGAAAGUUCAGCCAUCUGUAGAUGAGUUAGAUUACAACAGUGAUGAAUUCCAGUCUGAUGGUAGCUCAGGAGUAAAAAUAGGUCGCAUUCACUUCACCCUUGACUAUAGCUUCAAUGAUAACUGUCUCACAGUUGGAGUAGUAGAAGCUCAGGAUGUCCCUGCUAAAGAUUUCAGUGGAACUUCUGAUCCAUAUGCAAGAGUUAUGCUGUUACCCGACAGGAAAAAGAAAUUUGAUACUAAGGUUCACCGGAAGACUCUAAAUCCAGUUUUCAAGGAAACAUUUGUUUUCAAGAAUAUUCCAUACAGUGACAUAACAAACAGAACUCUUUGUAUAGAGUUGUAUGACUUUGAUCGGUUCUCUAGACAUGAUAUCAUUGGAGACGCCAAGCUCCCUCUAAUUGAUGUAGAUUUAGCAACUAGCAUUGACGAAUGGCGAGCUUUAAUUCCACCAUCAUCUUCAGGAGGACUUACUGGGCAUUCCAAGUCUGAACUAGGACAGCUUUGUUUCUCAUUGCGUUAUGUCCCUGCUGCUGGUAAACUUCAAGUAGUAAUAUUAGAAGCUAAAGAUCUUAAAAGUAUGGAUGUAUCAGGUUUUUCAGAUCCUUAUGUCAAAAUAGCCUUGAUUCAAGAUGGACGGAAACUCAAGAAGAAAAAGACAACCGUCAAGAAGAGAACACUUAACCCUUACUUCAAUGAGAACUUUAGUUUUCAAGUUCCCUUUGAGAACAUAGAGCAAACAUCUUUGAUAAUCUCUGUGUUGGACUAUGAUCGUGUUGGUCGCAGUGAAGUCAUUGGAAAAUGUGUUGUAGGUGAAUUAUCAACAGGUCCAGAUCAGCAACACUGGACAGACAUGCUGGCAUCGCCACGGAGAGCAAUUGCACAGUGGCACACUUUACAUAAUUAAUGCUUGUAGUUUUUUCACAAUAGAAUAUACAAUAAAAUAUAUACACCGUAAGUGUAUGAAGAAGUUCAAGCUUUACAUAACACUGUAAAAUGAAUGUAAUGUAAAUCUGAGGCCCUUUACUGUAAUGUUUCAAUCAGUAGUAACAUGGUGGGUUGAGUGUGUUCAUUUUCCGAAAAAAAAAAAAAAAAAAUUCAAUUCAUGUAACAAUAUAAUUAGACAAAGAUGACAUACAUUCAUCAUUUUUUGAUCCACUUUCAUUACAAGUGGUGUGGUGUAGUUUUUAAGAGAAUAGUUCAAAUGAAUUGCAAGAGUCUUAACAUUGCAUCUCUGAGAGCAGUAGCAAGUUUCAGGUAUUAAACUUAUUAGAGACAUAAAACUAUAUUAUGAUUCAUAGAGGCUUUCCCCUCUUGCAGAGAUCUUUUUGGGUUACAAAUUCUUGAAAGGGACACAAAACAUAACUGUUUGAAUUGGUUUUAAGAAAUAUCAUAUGUAAUAAUAGGAGUAAUCACGUGGAAUUUUGAUUUGGAGUGUUCAUUUCGGUUAUUUUCAACUCAAACUUUUCCACUAUUGCAAUCAUUUUCAAUAAGCUGUUUUAAUAAAAAAAAUUAUGUAUGUACUAGCUUGAAGAGCGAUAACCCUUAACUUUCCGAAAACCAGCCUGAAUGUUCACUUCCAUGCUUGAUCAAGAGAGAUAAAUUAUCAUCUCUGUGCUGUCCAAUCAGUCCAAACGUUAGUGUUCCAAGUAACCCAGUCUGUAUCAUUCCUUGCACACAAAUAUAAUUUUUAGGUAACAAACUUGAAUGAUUUUAGCUUCCAAGCACCAAAAUUCCUUACUUUUGACCCCUUAUAGAAAAUUAUUCUGGCUGGUCCCAAGAUAUGAAAAGCUGCCUGGAAAGCUACAGUCUCAGACAAAAUUUCUUGCAACAAGAUUGAGCCUCACAACUCCUGAAUGUCCUUGCUCCCCUCAUUCAGUGUAGCAAUAAAGCAUGACAGUAUCACAUAUAAACCACACUGAGAGGCUGGAUUGUUCUGAAGGAUGAUCAUGCAAGGUGAUCAAAAUAAUUUUCAAUGGAGAAAUGUUUCACUCAUUACAUAAAAUGCCUCAAAAGGUUGUUAGAGAUGUUGGCAAAAUUAAAAAUAACAUGUUUGGGUAAUGACUGUUUCUGCUAUUCACAGGUAUAUGCAACUUCAACGAAACCACAAUGAUCUUUAUACUGAUCUGUGGUACCAUGUAUAUGCUUCACUGUUAAAUGUUACAGAAAAGCAAAAUGGGAACCAAAUCUAAAAACAAAGCUCAUUUUAGCAGAAAACUGUGAAAAAAAAAUGCUAAAAAAGAUCAUAAAACCCCUAAGUCAAAACUUUUUGGUGAAAAAAGAAAAACAACCCAAGAAAUGUUCAAAAGAUCCUAAUAAACUUCUCUAUGGGGAACUUAGGAAGAUGUUUUCUUAAUUGUACAGAGAUGAAUUUAUGUCUUCCAUACUAACAGAAAAGCAAACAAACCAAGACAAAAUAUUCCACAUAAAGUACAUGAUAUAUUUACAAAAUUACUUCAUCACUGCUGUAGAUACAUCAAACCACAUUAACACUAUCCAAUUUAAUCUCAUCACAAUUGAUUAGUCCCCCUUUGCAAUAAUUGUUGCAUCCACUUCCAUUUUCUCACUUUAAAGUUAGGUACCUCAGCUCUCCACAAUACAAGCAAAAUGUUAAUA